AGUCCUCCAUGAAAGUUUGCGCUCCACGAGAUUGUACUAUAAAAAUAGUAAAAUGGAAAGUUAGAAAGGGUUACAAAGUCUCACAUGGUGCUGUUCUGUGUAUUUAUGAUACAGAUAAUUCAAAGGGACUGAAAAUAAAGGCUACAGAAGUUGGGACGGUUGUUGACAUAUUGGCCAAAGAAGGUGAACUCCUGGAGCCAGGAUGUCCAGUAUUGUUGCUACAGUCGUGCACCCACCCAACCGUGAUGAAAGACAUGUGUGCAGACUGCGGAGCAGAUUUGAGGGAAGAGGCUGGUUUGGCAGGCGAUCGCAGAGCUCCAGUAUCUGCUUCUGUAGCAAUGAUUCACAGUAUCCCUGAACUUAUAGUCAGUGAAGAGCAAGCUCUGGAGCUGGGGAAGGCAGACGAGGAUAGAUUGUUAAAAAACAGGAAGUUAGUGUUGCUGGUCGAUCUGGAUCAAACACUUAUCCAUACCACUAAUGACAAUAUUCCUGCUAAUCUCAAGGAUGUUAAUCAUUUUCAACUUCCUCAUGGUAAUUCCCAGAUGUGGUACCACACACGUAUCAGGCCUCAGACGCUGCACUUCCUGGAAACUGUCUCCAAGAUGUAUGAGCUACACAUCUGCACUUUUGGCGUGCGCAUGUACGCCCACACAAUAGCUCGCUUCCUCGACCCAGAGGGAAAGUUUUUCUCGCAUCGCAUCCUAUCCAGGGAUGAGUGUUUCAACCAAAAUUCAAAGACAGCAAACCUUAAAGCCUUGUUUCCGUGUGGUGAUUACAUGGUGUGUAUCAUUGAUGACAGAGAAGAUGUAUGGAAUUUCUCCCCCAACCUGAUCCAUGUGAAGCCCUACAGGUUCUUCCAAGGCACUGCUGAUAUCAACGCUCCGCCAGGAAUGACAAAGACAGAAAAAGACAGUGAGCCCAUUACACACAAGGUCAGGCGAGUGUCAAGGUCAGAAUCAAGGGAGGAGAAGUUAGGAGAGGACAAGAAAGAGGACAGUUCUGAAAGUGUAGAUAAUGGAGAUAAAAACGUGGAAAAGUCAGAAAUCAAAAUCACAGAUAAAAAGUUUGACGGGGACGGUGAAAUGAAAUCUGAUAACACAGAUGUGAAAUCUGGCUCAGGUGAUACUGAUGAACAUGUGUCUGAGAGAUCUGAUGAAAGGAAAGACUCUCAGUCAAAAUGUGAAACAUCUGAACAAGUGUCCAUAGAAACAGAGAGUGAAAAAUUGUUACUGACAGACGACAAAACUAGUGAGGAAAAAAUGGACACCAAUAAAAAGGAAGAUAACAGUGCAAAAGAAGAAAGUGAAAAGACAGUUGAUAAGGAUAAAGGAGAGGAGGAGGAAGAGAAAAAUGAGGAAAUAGAAUGGGAUGAUGAUGACGACUACCUCAUGUACCUCGAAGAAAUUCUCACACGUAUCCACAAGGCUUUUUAUGAUUUGUAUGACCAACUACAGAAUAAAACCGUCAAGGACAAGUCAGAAUACCCAGAUCUCAAAAACAUUAUCCCCUAUGUGAAGCGAAAGGUACUUAAGGGUUGUAACAUAGUGUUUAGUGGAGUUUUCCCCACCAAUAUAUCACCAGAGAAAAGCAGGGCUUAUAUUGUCGCCAAAUCUUUAGGAGCAAACAUUCAAACAAACUUCAUUCCAAGAGUUGGCAACAACACAGACGCCACCACACAUGUAGUUGCAGCCUUGCUAGGCACAAUGAAAGUACGGACUGCUCAGAAAGCUAGAGGUGUUCACAUUGUUACUCCUAACUGGUUGUGGAGCUGUGGGGAGAGAUACGAGAAGGUAGAUGAACGAUUGUUCGAGCUGACGGCUAUAGGUCCGUCAUCACGCAACAGUCCGGAAGUGUUCAACCAAAACACGAGAAAUUCAAAACGCAAGGCAGAGGACGGUGGUGAGUUAUCUGAUGACGACAUCAUAAAACAUUUAGAGAAAAAGACAAAAGUGGCCAAUACAGUAGGCAAUAGACAGGAGAGAUUUUCAGCCAGCUACAAUCCCCUCUAUGCCUUCUCAGAUGAUGACAUAGCUUGCAUGGACAAGGAGGUCGAGGAAAUCAUGGACGAGUCUGAUGGUGAUCAGUCGGAUGAAGACGAUGAUGAGAGGGAUGCUAGGUUCCGUUCCAAAGUGUUGAGUUCAGAAUCAGCACACGAGUCCUCUAGUGAGGAGAGCAUGACCGGAGACUUCCCAAGGGGAUGGAAGUCAAAGGGCAGGAAGUCAACCUCAAAUGAAAACAGUCCAUCUCACGACAAAGACCCUGCUGACAUCUAUGUUGAGGGGGGCGAGGAAAGUGAGAAUGAACUAGACAAAUUUGAAAAGACAGUUGAAGCCUUCGCAGAAGACAGUGCAAGUGAUUCGGACUACGAUGAAUCAAUCGGGUCUGUGGACGAUGAAAUGGCUGCUGCUGUUGAGAGGGAGUUCCUCUCUCAAUAGUGAAUGGUCUUAUAGACUUGGUUUUCAUCAACAUUGUUUUUUUGUAGAAAGGAAGUUCCUCUCAUGAUCAGUAGUUAAUGGUGUCAAAGACUUGAAUUUCAUCAAAUUUGUUUAUUUUCUUUUUGUAUCAAUUGUUUUGAAUUCAUCUUCUGUGUGUUACCCAGACUUUGUUGAAAUGCAAAGUAGGAAUACUAAGUAUUUGCUGAACAAUCAUUUAGAAUUUUACAUCUAUAGAUACAAAAGUCCUACAAUUAUCAAUUUUCUCCGUGAAUCUUUUAAGCUGACAAUAUUAUUAUAAUAAAGCCUUCAGUAUGUCGUACUAUCAUUCUGUAAUACACAGUUAUUGAAGAAACACAGUGUACACGUUCAUAAUACUGAUAGGUAUUUGUUAUUUUUGGCAUGGUGAUUGUUAUCAAAGUGUUAUCCUAUACAUGUAGUUUAUGUUUCACUAUUUUGCUAAAAUUAUCCUGGGACCUUACUCAUACAGUGCUAAUUAUGACAAAUAAGUUUUUUGUAGCCUUGAUGUAAUUUUUAUUUUGUUGCACAUUUUUUGAAGUUCUUUUUUGUUAUUGAUAUGUUGAAGGGCAGCAGUGUCAUCUAUGAACAUUAGUAGAGUACAUGUGUCAUGUUAAUAAAUGAACAAUAUUGUAUAAAGGCUACAUACACCAUGAUUUUCUACAUGUAUUUACUUUGCAGUUAUUGAUAACUUCUGUUUAUCUCCCAAGCUACUGAAUAUUUAUAUAAACAUUUAAUGAUUAGAAACUUUGUUCUCUUACCUUAGUAACUGAAUAUUUAUAUAAACAGUCAGUGAUUAGAAACUUUGUUCUCUUUCCUUACUUACUGAAUAUUUAUAUAAACAUUUAAUGAUUAGAAACUUUGUUCUCCUUAGUUACUGAAUAUUUAUAUAAAUAUUUAGUGAUUAGAAACUUUGUUCUCUUUCCUCAGUUACUGAAUAUUUAUAUAAACAUUUAAUGAUUAGAAACUUUGUUCUCUUUCCUCAGUUACUGAAUAUUUAUAUAAAUAUUUAGUGAUUAGAAACUUUGUUCUCUUUCCUUAUUUACUGAAUAUUUAUAUAAACAUUUAAUGAUUAGAAACUUUGUUCUCCUUAGUUACUGAAUAUUUAUAUAAACAUUUAAUGAUUAGAAACUUUGUUCUCCUUAGUUAUUGAAUAUUUAUAUAAACAUUUAAUGAUUAGAAACUUUGUUCUCUUUCCUUAGUUACUGAAUAUUUAUAUAAAUAUUUAGUGAUUAGAAACUUUGUUCUCUUUCCUUAGUUACUGAAUAUUUAUGUAAACAUUUAAUGAUUAGAAACUUUGUUCUCCUUAGUUAUUGAAUAUUUAUAUAAACAUUUAAUGAUUAGAAACUUUGUUCUCUUUCCUUAGUUACUGAAUAUUUAUAUAAAUAUUUAGUGAUUAGAAACUUUGUUCUCUUUCCUUAGUUACUGAAUAUUUAUAUAAACAUUUAAUGAUUAGAAACUUUGUUCUCCUUAGUUACUGAAUAUUUAUAUAAACAUUCAGAUUGAUUGGUAGCUUUGUUUCAGUCAUUAAAGUUGAUAUUUGCCACACAUUUUUUAUAUACUGGAUACCAGUAUGUAGACCAUUGGUUCUGUGUUACAUGUGAUGUAAAAUGCUGUAGAGAUUACUAUGUUGCAGUUAUGUUUACAAUUGUUGAUGGUAAAAAGUUCGCCCAUGAUUUUCUGUCAACAGAAUUACACUACUUAUUUUUUCAUAAUAAAAUAUUCUUGCAGCAGA
Messenger RNA from Pecten maximus, 4185 nucleotides. Its product is annotated as RNA polymerase II subunit A C-terminal domain phosphatase-like. The record is from RefSeq and is a predicted model, not a curated record. Gene Ontology annotation, molecular function: RNA polymerase II CTD heptapeptide repeat phosphatase activity. Gene Ontology annotation, cellular component: nucleus. Lineage: Eukaryota; Metazoa; Mollusca; Bivalvia; Pectinida; Pectinidae. The transcript is spliced from 6 exons. Bases 9 to 2435 code for a protein of 808 amino acids.